CCAGAGUGCAAAGCGUCUUGCUUUGUGGUGUGGUUCUCACGUCCAUCACAAAUCAAUUCAUCCACGGAAAAACGAUUGAUGGGGAUUGCUCAAUCAUCUUUGUUCAUUCGAUACCCAAUUUUGCAUCCAGAUAUUUUCCCAAUUUCCGCUGUCUCCGUAUCUGUCUGUGUUUGUCUUUUUUUACUCCCACUCCCAAGCUUACUCUUUGAGAAGGAAUAGUUCUUGAAUUACUACAAUUUCAUUCUUCUUGUCUGCUUUGUGAAGAUUCCACCUGAAUUCCGUGGGUUUCUAAUCAUGGGUUGUUAAGUUUCUAGGUGCUGCGUUCGUGUUCCCCCCGUUUUCUCUUUCUUGAACAACCCCACAUCUCAAUUCCUCCAGAGCUUGGAAAUUGCCACAUGGGAUUGGUGUCAAUUUGCAAACUACGAAGUGGAGGCCCCAGAAAACGAGAACAGAAAUGGAUUCCUUACUGGGUCUAAUUGAUCAGUCAUUCGACUGUCGGUACUCGCAUUCAGCGCGCGAGGCUCUCAACGAAUUGCCUGAUAGCUUUACCAUCACCGACCCUUCAAUUGCUGGCCACCCAAUAGUUUUUGCGAGCCGGGGUUUCUUGAAAAUGACAGGGUACUCGCCGGAAGAGGUGAUCGGUAAGAACGGGAGGGUGUUUCAAGGUCCGAGGACCAAUAGGGGAACGGUAAUCGAGAUACGCGAGGCAAUUCGGGAAGAGAGAGGGCUUCAGGUUAAUCUGUUGAAUUAUCGCAAAGAUGGGACGCCGUUUUGGAUGUUGUUUCAGAUGAGCCCAGUUUUUAGUAAGGAAGAUGGGAAGGUGAUUCACUUCGUAGCUGUUCAGGUUCCGAUUUCCAGGAUGCAGAGGAGGAAUGGGGUGAGUUUGAGCAAGGAUGGGUCUGCUUUUAAUGAGAUUGUGCUCGGGUCUUGCAGAAGGGAAGUGGCCUCGGAUUCUUUGCUGGACUUGGAUCAUGUUUUGGCAUUCAAUUCGACCUGUAGAGGGUUAGAUGCUGAAGAGCGUUGUGAAGCAAGUGAUUUGGAGAAGCGAAAAGCUACAACUGCCAUUAAGAAUAUAUUUUCUGUGCUAACCCACUACAGUGAGGUGACUGGCAGACUUGUUUGUGGGAAGAGAUGUGCCAUUUCUGGGGUAGGCUUCAUCAGUUCAUCACUAAAUAUAUCACUUGGUAGAAUCAAACAAAGCUUUGUAUUAACUGAUCCACGUUUACCUGACAUGCCUAUAGUUUACGCAAGUGAUGCCUUCUUAAAAUUGACAGGUUAUGAAAGGCAAGAAGUAUUAGGGUGCAAUUGCAGGUUCUUGAAUGGGAUGGGUACAGAUACUUCAACUUUACAUCAGAUAAAGGAAAGCAUCAGGACUGAACAAGCAUGUACAGUACGUAUCUUAAAUUACAGGAAGGAUAAGAGCUCAUUUUGGAAUCUUCUUCACAUAACACCUGUUUGUGAUGCAUCGGGCAAGAUAGCAUUCUUCAUGGGUGUUCAGAUAGAAGAAGGUGGUAAGAACCAGGACGGACAUGGGCUGAGCCCUGAGAGGAGACAACUCAGUGCUGUUGGGGCAGUGAAGGUUGCAGUAAGGAGUUCAUCAAUGGGAGCCGGGUGCUCCAAGUCAUAGCCAACUUUUGCUUUCUUGUGUUACACGUAUUCCUUACCUUUCUCCACCUUGAAGCCAUUGCAUUAUAAUCUCCUCCUAAGCAGUUGUGGCAAAAUGCAAAAGAAGGAAAGCGAAACAAGUGAGAUUGUUUCAGCUUUCUUUGAGAAAGAAAAACAACUGUAUUGAAAAUGAUAAGCAAAUGUAAGAGUUCCUCAUUCUUACAAAUGCUCAUUACAAAUGGUUCAAUUGGUGAUUUGGUGGGUAUGUUUCCUGGGAUUAGAACAGCUGUACCAGUAUCUUUGAUUGAAAAAAAGAAAAAAUAAAUAAAUUUGGGUGUU
Messenger RNA from Rubroshorea leprosula, 1944 nucleotides. Lineage: Eukaryota; Viridiplantae; Streptophyta; Magnoliopsida; Malvales; Dipterocarpaceae. The record is from the annotation of a GenBank genome assembly.